CAAUCUGCACAUCCCUUCCAUGCAUCGUUUAACCGUUUCAAACGGACUUCCCUUUUCUCGCCCCCCCUUUUUCUCCCUCUCCCCGCACCAUCUCCAUCAUCUGUCUCGCCCCAUCUCGUGUCUACAUAUCUCGAUUGAAUCCACUUUUCUUCUUGCUCACUGAAUCUUGUACCUUGGAGACGUCCCAUCGUCCAUUUCAAUCCACGUAACCCCCCCUGCUCGGUGGAGCCAGAGGCACACGAGUGUCGCAUCUUUGUGGUGAUUGUUGCUAUUUUGGUUGUUGGGCGGGUUGAUGUCAUUGUUUUGGCAGCCAGCCACAACGCGAUACCUGCAAUACCACGCCCUCUACUCCCGGAAUUCGUGCAAACCCCAUUCGAUUUAGGGGAGAGCUUGAUAUAGGAAGGGGCAGAAAGGCCACUAGGUGAUCAAAAGAGAAGAAGAAUACGAAGAACAAUGACUUGUUGCUGUUGCGCUGAUAGGAGCGAAAGAGCGCACACGCCGCGCCGACUUGCCUGUCGCCCAGCAGCUUCAGCCUGCAACCAGCCAACAACCACUUGAAUAUACGCGGAAGCGCUUGGAUUUCGAUACGUGUAUUCUUCAUUUUUCACGAUAAUCGCGGUUGGCUACCCUACGUCGUCUGCCAUAAGGGGCUCGUAUAGAACAUACAGAAGGGACAACGGAUUGGGAGAACACCAUGGACCGAUUCCGCAGGGCCAGCUAUAUGCCUUCGCCAUUGACGUUGAGCAAUAGCAGCGGAGGAAGCGGUAGUAGUGGGAACAGUCGAGGACGUGAUGAUAUGGCAGCACGGCAACAACCUACAGGGAGGAAGAGGCACAGCAUAGGGAGGGCAGCAGAGAGCUUUCAGACCAUGUUGUCCGCUUCAUUGAGAAGCAUGAGGAGGAAAGGUGCGGGAGAAGGAUUAUCAGGCAAAAGCCCUUUCCUCGCCGCCCUCGUCCGGCUCCCGCGCGAACUCCACAUCCAAAUCCUCUCCUCGCUCUGCAUAGCAGACCUCCUAUCGCUCCGCCUCACCUCUCGCACCCUCAACGACCUCGUAACAUGCUGCGGCUCCGCGCUCGUGCGGCACUGGGUCCGCCACAAGAUGGGCACCCUGCACACGCGCCUGUACCCGCCUCCUCGCCCCAACGAAGCAGACCUCCCCUACCUCCUCGCCAUGCGCCGCCGGCACAUCGCAUCGGUGCGGUUAACCCGCCAGCUCGCGCGCUUCGUGCUCCACGACACGCUCAAGCACACCAGCGAGCGCCAGCGCCAGAUGUGGGCCAGCGUGUACGAGAAGAUGAUCCCGCUCGUGUUCGGGGUCGGGUAUUUCCUCGAAGAGCACCGCCGCGCCAUCCUCGAGCGCGAUCUCGGCCGCAUCAGGCCGCGCAGCCACAUCGGGUAUGACAUCUGCACCGAGGGCAGCAUCGCCGACGCCGAGCGCAAGAUCCUGAUGCGCCUGGACCCGCCGCUGCGGCUGCAGUUCUUCUACAUGUACUGCUUCAUCCUGCAGGUGCUGACGCGGAAGCUGCGGCCGCCCACGUACACGGGGUCCGUGGAGAAGGUGUUACGGGGCUGGCAUGGGAAACCGGCUUGUGCCGAGGAUGUCGCGUUUGUGCUCAUUCUCGGGGGUGUGGGACAGGUUGCCAAACUGCUUUCCUGUCGGAACUACGGGGAGCGAAGGCGGCUGCUGCACAUGUUCAUCACGCGGUUGUCUCCGCAUGAAAGCGUGAGCUGGAGGAAACAUUGGAGAGAUGUCGGGGUUACGUCGCCCGCGCUUCUCGACGAUAUCCCGUGUAGUACCAUCCGCAUUACGCAGUUGGAUCAGAUUUGGGAACCGCUUGUGGUGGAGGCGAUGAGGGCUGAGAGUAGAGAGUUUACGGCGCUGGAGAAGCAGAGGUUUGCCGAGGUUAUGGCUUCACGAGGAUUUCUGAAUGAGCUUAUGGGGUAUGACAUUUUGAGGGGGAGACCGGCUGUGGCGGAUGAUUCUGAUGACAACGAGGAGCACGGUGGCGAGCAGCUUCAUGGCGAGGAGUAUUAUUAG
Messenger RNA from Periconia digitata, 2038 nucleotides. The record is from the annotation of a GenBank genome assembly. Lineage: Eukaryota; Fungi; Ascomycota; Dothideomycetes; Pleosporales; Periconiaceae.